Molecule: messenger RNA, 351 nt
Organism: Microthlaspi erraticum
Lineage: Eukaryota; Viridiplantae; Streptophyta; Magnoliopsida; Brassicales; Brassicaceae
Source: the annotation of a GenBank genome assembly
AUGCGAUUCCGAGGGUACGUGCAUGCGGUGCAACGCAACUCCUCAUGCACUACGGCUUGGCACGCUUCCUGCCUGUCUUCCCCUCCGGAAUCCCUGGCUUGGCAGUGGGAGUGUCCCGAUUGCUCCGGCGAUCCUCAUGGCGGCGUUGUCGCUGAAUCCAACGAAAAUUUGGAUCUCAUGGCUGCGACUCUGACGGACGCUGAAAAGGCGAAGAAGAGGCAGGAGCUGAUGGGUGGCAAAAUCGGUGUGGAUGAAGAAGAGAACAAGGAUGCGGGAGAUGACGAUGUCGUGGCCGCGCUAGGAGCAAACCUGACUUGCAUUUUCUGUAUGCAAUUGCGUGAGAGACUUUAG